AUAUCCUAUGGUCUCAUUCACACUUCAAUAUAUAUCCUAUGGUCUCUUUCACACAACAGUUUAUAUCCUAUGGUCUCGUUCACAGAUGGCAUCGUCACGUAUUCCAUGCGUCAAGGUGACAAGCGCGGGACGGAAGUGGACUUCUUUGAUUUCACCUACGACGGUCUGAUAACAAACAGCUUCCUGCAAAACGGUCUCGGCCAGUUGACAGACGGAGAGGAAGGGGACACAAAUUUCCGCCUGGACCCCCAAGAGCUCGGGAUCAAAGGUUACGAGUGGGUUGGAUGGAAGAACGACACACUGAUAGAUCCUGGGCCUGUUUCGAUAGUGUUUAAGUUCGACACGGUGCGGAAUUUCUCGUCGGUGACUUUGUUUUGUAAUAACUACUUCACAAAGGAUGUGCGGGUGUUUAAGACGGCGGCGAUAUAUGGAAGUGUUGGGGGAUUGUACUACUGGCAGAAGGUGGAUAAUUAUCAUUUUAUAAGAGACACUGUGGUGGAGUAUGCGAGGAAAGUGCAGAUAAAGCUUGGAAAUAUGAUUGCCCGUUAUGUGAAAGUGGAAUUGUACUUUGAUGCCAAGUGGAUUUUAAUCAGCGUAGUGCAGUUUGACUCAAGUCCGGUUGCGUUCCCUGGUAACUACAGUGAGGAAUUACCACCCCCAACAACAGUUACCACGGCAACCAGCACUAAACUCAGUAGCAACCGGAUGAAGGAUCCUGAGCUGGAUGUGGAUUUGAGCAAUGGCCCCAGAAUUCAUAUAGGUCAAGACGGCCUUCCAGAUGGUAUAACCGAUUUCGAUGCUAGAAAGGGCUCCGACAAAAAGACGAAAAAUGACGAAAACUACCCACAGCAUAAGCCUGAGGAAAAAAAAUCCUUCGAAGAACAGUACAUCCCUAUAAUCAUUGCAGCUCUGGCGUGUCUGAUUGUUGUCCUCUUUGCCAUCGUAUGUUUCAUCGUGUGUCGCCAUCGACGACGGAAACAGAACAACAACCGUCUUGGCAUGAAACCCGUUGUUGACCACGUGACCAUGAAUAUGAACCAGGUCAACAACACGUUCCACCACACGCUGAGCGGGAAAAUGUCCAACGGGACGAUGUACAAGGGUCUGCCAAAUGAGGAUAUGGACAUGCUGCAUACGUGUAACGGUGCUGACAAAGUUUUAAAGGGUUAUUCUGACCCGAAAGAUUCCAUUCAAGGUCGCAAUUUACCCGACCUCCCCUCCUCUAGUUCUGAAUUGCAAGAUUCUCGUGACUACGCUGUUCCAGACGUCACAAAGUCAGCCCUGAAGGUGGCACUCCCGCCCAUCUACCCGCCCCAGGUCCCCAAGCUCCGGGGCGUGGUUCUUAACCAGCUCGACCUCACCCCACCCAACUAUGAUGCGCUGUACGCAACUGCAGAUGUCGUGCAUCAGCAGAGUCGCAACAUUCCAAAUCUCCAGGGUGCCACUGGAAGCAGCGUGUACUCGAUUCCUAACGCCGAGUUGUUACUCAGCCUCGACCUGUCCGUGGUUGAGUUCCCUCGUGAAAACCUGAGAUUUGUUGAGGUGCUGGGAGAGGGACAGUUCGGGGAGGUUCACCUUUGUGAAGCGGUUGACAUCGAUGACUACAUCCAGGAAGACUGCCAAGUCAACCGGUACCUCAACCGGCCCAUCCUGGUUGCGGUUAAGAUGCUUAGGAAGGAGGCAGACGACAGGGCCAGGGCAGACUUCCAAAAGGAGAUAAAGAUCAUGUCCCAGCUGAAGGACCCCAACAUUGUGCGUGUUCUUGGGGUGUGUAUCAGGGAGGAGCCGCUGUGUAUGAUUGUGGAGUACAUGAAGUAUGGAGACCUCAACCAGUUCCUGCUGGACCACGUACCCGAGUCUCCCAUGGCAGAGGCAACCCACGCAAAGACGUUAAGCUAUGGUUGCCUGAUCUACAUGGCGUCUCAGAUCGCCUCAGGUAUGAAGUACCUGGAGUCUCUGAACAUGGUGCAUCGUGACCUGGCCACCCGCAACUGCCUCGUGGGCACAAACUUCACAAUCAAGAUUUCAGACUUCGGCAUGAGUCGGAGUCUGUACAGCGCUGAUUACUACAGAAUCGAGGGUCGUGCUGUGCUGCCCAUUCGAUGGAUGGCUUGGGAGUCUAUAUUACUGGGCAAGUUUACGACAAGGUCAGACGUCUGGUCUCUAGGAGUAACCCUGUGGGAAAUACUUACCUUUGCACGCGACCAACCGUAUGAUGUCAUGAACGACGAACAAGUGAUUGAGAAUGCGGGGCACUACUACCGCAAUGACAAUAAACAAAUUUACCUACCACAACAUGUGAACUGUCCCAAUGAAAUCUACGACCUCAUGCUCGAGUGUUGGAAUCGAACGGAGUGCGAGAGGCCGAGUUUCCGCGAAAUCCAGAUGUUUCUACAGCGCAAGAACAUGGGCUACAACCCGAAGGAUGAAAAGAUGAACCAGAUAAAGGUCCCAAUUUGCUGACUAACCGCCCACAAGGAGUCGGGAGAGGGUUCAAUCUCCAAGCCGAGUAAUUUUCAAUCAGAAUGCGGUCGAAAAAAUGUUGCUCCAUUACGUUCAAGUUUUGUUGAACAAGAUUGCAGUAGAAAAUUGAAAAUUGCAGUUGUUGCUCCAUUGCGCACAAGUCGCGACUCGAUUUCUUGUUUCAUUGGUCAGCCAUUUUCGGAGCUUCCUAAUUUUAAUGAAGCUGAUUUGGAUCCAAGGACUGUAACAAUGAUGAACUGCGAUCACAAACUAUUUGAAUACAGCGAUGAGGAUGUUUCUGAAACGGAGAACAAGGACGUUGUGGACGUUCUGCUACGCAAUUCACUUUCAGAAAAUCCAAAAGUUUCGUUAAAAGGG
Molecule: messenger RNA, 2841 nt
Organism: Dreissena polymorpha
Lineage: Eukaryota; Metazoa; Mollusca; Bivalvia; Myida; Dreissenidae
Product: discoidin domain-containing receptor 2-like
Exons: 10
Coding region: 70-2463 (797 amino acids)
Biological process (GO): cell surface receptor protein tyrosine kinase signaling pathway; protein phosphorylation; positive regulation of kinase activity
Cellular component (GO): signaling receptor complex
Molecular function (GO): ATP binding; protein tyrosine kinase collagen receptor activity; collagen binding
Source: RefSeq, a predicted model, not a curated record